Drosophila kikkawai is the source of this 1530-nucleotide messenger RNA. RefSeq names its product putative inorganic phosphate cotransporter. Gene Ontology annotation, cellular component: membrane. Gene Ontology annotation, biological process: monoatomic anion transport; transmembrane transport. NCBI's taxonomy places the organism in Eukaryota, Metazoa, Arthropoda, Insecta, Diptera, Drosophilidae. The record is from RefSeq and is a predicted model, not a curated record. Gene Ontology annotation, molecular function: transmembrane transporter activity.
CAAACUCGGACGUUGUAGGAUUCAUUUUGAAAAGAAAAAGAAAAAAACCUUCAAAGGAUGACUACCGAAAUAAAUAAAGGUCCUGUACUAGGAAUGCGACAUGUUCAGACCCUACUGAUUUUCCUGAACAUCACCUGCUUGUAUAUAGGACGCCUCAAUGUGGGCGUGUCUGUGGUGGCCAUGACCAAUGCAGAGUCCACGAAUCCGGAUUUUCCAGAAUACGAUUGGACAAACUCACAAAAGUCCUACAUCCUGUCCAGCUUCUUCUGGGGCUACAUCUUCACCCAGUUCCUGGGCGGCUAUCUCUGCAAGCGCUAUGGCGUGAAGAGUGUCAUGUUCUGGGGAUCAUUCUGCUCCGGCGUCUUCAGUGCCCUGACGCCUCUCUUUAUCAGCUUUGGCGGAUGGCAGGCUUACUGCGGUAUCCGUGUGCUGAUGGGCUUCGCUCAGGGAUUGUUAUUUCCCUGCAUCCACCAGCAUCUGGCCAGAUGGUCACCUCCCAAGGAGAGGAAUCGCUUGGGAGCUCUCAGCCAUACGGGCAUCGAGUGUGGCAAUGUGUGUGCCAUGUUCUUGAGUGGAAUGAUCGCCAAGAGCUCCAUAGGUUGGCCUGGAAUCUCUUAUGUCUCCGCGGGAGUGGCCUUUGGCUGGUGUGCCCUCUGGUUCGUUUUUUCGGCUAACAAUGCAGUAGAGUCUCGCUUUAUAAGUGAGGAAGAGCUGCACUAUAUCGAAUCCUCGCUGAAACACAACGAGGACUACCAUAAGACUAUCAUACCCAUUCCCUGGAAGGCUAUUUUGACCUCAGCUCCGUUCCUGGCCCUCCUGGUGGCACGUUGUUGCGAGUCCUGGGGUCUCAGCACAUUGCAGGCAGAGAUUCCUUCAUACAUGAACGGUGUCCUGGAUAUGGACAUGAAGAGCAAUGCCUUCUUCUCCGCUCUGCCCUUCCUGGCCAUGUGGAUCAUGUCAUAUGUUUACCUAAUCAGCGCCGAUCUUCUGCUUUCUGGAAACAAACUCAGUUUGACGGCCUUGAGGAAGACCUUUAACUCGCUGGCCUUCUGGGUUCCCUGUGCCACGCUGAUAGGCAUAGGAUUCGUGGACCAGGAGCAGAAGAACGUGGCCAUUGUCCUCAUGACCAUCAGUGUGGGGAUGAAUAGUGGUGCCACCAUAGGCACCUCCCUGAACACCAUCGAUCUGUCGCCAAACCAUGCCAGCAUCCUGAUGGGCAUCGUUAACACAGCUGCCAAUGUAGUGCCCAUAGUUACUCCUUUGGUGGUUGGUUUAAUCGUCGAAGAUGAUAGUAAUCGUUCAGAGUGGCAGAUUGUGUUUAUUAUUGCUGCUGUCCUCUUCUUUCUGGGCAACUGCAUCUUUUUGGUCUUUGGAACGGCUGUCUCUCAGCCUUGGGAUGCGGAGGAUUAUCUUCAGUUAAAGGAACCUGAAGUAGGAAAAGGAGCAGCUCGGAAGGAGGUGACCCAAGCAGUUCCUGCUUUGGAAGUCAAUGAUAAAAUUAAAGACACUUCGGAUUCCUUGGAUAGAUAA